Cuscuta epithymum is the source of this 506-nucleotide messenger RNA. The record is from the annotation of a GenBank genome assembly. NCBI's taxonomy places the organism in Eukaryota, Viridiplantae, Streptophyta, Magnoliopsida, Solanales, Convolvulaceae.
ACACUUAAAACCAAAAUCACAAGCAAAGAGAGCACGUGCGGUUAUUGAAAAUGUUUUUGAGAGCAACAAUUUUGGCGUUUCUGGUGGUUGGUCUGGCCGCCGCCGCCGCCUAUGAAAGAAAACCAUACCCGCCUUGCGACAAGUGUGACUGUGUGGGGAAUUUGUGCAAGGGGAGAUUCCCGGCUGAGGCGGCGCUGGAGUGGCCGGACUUGGUCGGAGUUGAUGAAACAAUUGCGAGGGCGACCAUCGAGGAGACCAAUUCGUACGUGACGGUGGUGACGGAGAAUGAUUACGAAAAGUGCCCCGAUAUGGGGGAUAGGUGUUGUAAUCGGGUCGUCCUUUGUGUUCAAUAUCACCCCACAAAUAAUGUGACCAAUGUCCCCAGGGUCGGAUAGAAUGGAAAGAAUUGAACUCCACAUUAUUGAGAAGACACAUUUUGUAACACAAAACAUAAUAAGAGUGCUAAUUCUUAAUGUACUAAAGAGCUGAGUUUGAAUAUCUUUUUG